AUGUCUUUGAUAAACUUAUCGGAACGAGAUAAAAAAGAGUUAAUUAAAUUCAAAAAGUAUUUAGUUUUCAAAUCGUUGCAAGUUAUUCUUCAGUCGAGAUCAGGCCGAAAGUUAGUGGCCCAAUCAAAACUCAUAUCCUCCGGGUCUGAUUGGUUUAACCUGAGUGUUAGAGACGACAGCAAAGUUGUCGACGAAAUCAAAAAA
Helobdella robusta is the source of this 204-nucleotide messenger RNA. RefSeq lists its product as hypothetical. The annotation marks the transcript as partial. The record is from RefSeq and is a predicted model, not a curated record. The transcript has a single exon. NCBI's taxonomy places the organism in Eukaryota, Metazoa, Annelida, Clitellata, Rhynchobdellida, Glossiphoniidae.